CGACAACAGCUCAUGCCAAUUGGAAUGGUCGUUGAUUGGUGCCCAACCCACGAAUUACUUCGGCCCCAGCGCAGUUUCUGGAGACAAGUUGUCUUUGCCAGGCUCCAUGAUCAGGCCACUUCGCUCGGCUGGUUUCGGGGCCCACAGUACUACCACUGUAUUGUGACGCCAGGGAGCAGAAAUGUGAGCCGGCUGCACAUUGACGACCGAAGAGUUCCAGCUGCAAUACGGAGUGCUGCAAUGUGUUUAUUCGCCAGUUGUCCACCAGUAAUGGUAGCUAACUGGCACUGGCGCUAACUGUUCUCUCGAUCUUGUGCGUUUUUUCACACAAGGGGCAGAUGACGCCGAUUCCUAUUCUCGUGUCCGUCUCGGCUUGAAUUCGAAUCCCUUCCGCCGGAACGGUCUGGCCGUUACCAACUUGCACAGAACCGGGCAAAACGGCAGCAAAAUGACUGAAAAUUUGGUUCCACUAAGAUGUGCCAUAUCAUAUGGCAAAAAGUGGCGGGCGGAUGGCCUCUUUUGCUAUAAAACGAUUGGCGCUCUCCAAUUGAGGGGCAGGCGUACACGUCGCCCUGCAUCUAUGGGAUAAUACACACCGUCAGUUCUGGAGCAGCCUUCUUCGUAUUGCCAUAUUCUUGGGCGCAUCUCUUCUCUUUGUAAUCGAUAUCGUUUGACCUCACGAUCCGCCUCCCGUGGUUCUGCUUGGCUACAUAAAUUCACUUCUCAGAUUGAAACAAACAUAAUGUCUCCUCCCAGUCCCUUCAGGCAGCGCGACAGCUUUUCCAUAUCAAAUCGUCCCAGAUCACCUGCUCCACCAUUUAUCCAGGCACCCCGCCAAGAUGGAGACGAUAGUUACCCAUCGAAGUUCUUGUAUAAAUGGAUCGAGAGUGACCGCCCGAGACUCAGUCGCCCUAUUUCCAGCUAUGCUGGCACCAAGAAUGAGCAGAUUCACCGAGAGGCCGGCAAUAACAAACGGGAAAACAAGCUACAUCUAGAGCAAACCCUAAUGCAUAAAGAGUUUCACAUCGAGGCGUUACGAGGGCAGAUACGGAAGUUGGUCAGCGAAAACACAUCGGAGUGCUCCCAAUUGAACGACAAGAUCAAUGAACUCCAAGCGCAAUUAGCUUCGCUUCGAACAAAGUUACAGAUUAGUGAGAACAACCUGGAAAGUGCAGAUAAAGCUAGAGCUGAACUGGAAGAAGAAGUAAAAAGGUUAAGAGAAGCUUAUGUGGAAAAGUCGGAGGCUCUUGAAACCCAUCAGAAAGAACUAUUGGAACAGAUCAAAGGGUUUCAUCGAGCGCUUGCGGAAAAAUCUAAAGCUCUAGAACUUCAUGAAAGGGAACGAAGGGAAGAGGUCAAAGAGCUACAACGAAGGCUAGCAGAACGAUCCAAAGCUCUUGAAUCUCACCAACAGGAACGAGAUGAAGAGAUCAAAGAUCUACAACGAAAACUGGCAGACAAAUCCGGAGUUCUAGAAUCUUAUCAACGAGAACGAGAUGAGGAGAUCAAAGAGCUACAACGAAAGCUGGCAGAAGGAUCUAAAGCUCUAGAAUCUUACCGACGAGAACGAGAUGAAGAAGUCAAAGAGCUACAACGAAAGCUCCCGGAAAAAUCAAAAGCGCUAGAAUUGGAAAAACGUACACGAGAAGAAGAGGUCCAAGAGCUACGGCGAAAACUGAUGGAACAAGUUAAGGCCCUAGAAUAUCACAAACAGGAACAACAGGAAUAUGCCAGAGAGCUACACCAACAGCUGGCGGAAACGUCUGAAGCUCUAGAACGCCAUGAGAAAGAGAGGGAGGAAGAGCUAAAGGAAGUACGACGAACUUUCACGGAACGGAUUGGAGCUCUGGAAUGCCUCAAGCAAAAGCUGGAGGAGGAGGCUGAACAGUUACGGCAAAGCUUUGCAGUGGAAUCCGGAUCACUACAGAGUCAGAAUCGGGAGCUGGAAGAAGAAUCAAAAUGGUUGCAACAGGCUGUUGCAGAAAGGACUGAAGCUCUUGAAGCGCUCGAGCAGGAGCGGGAGGCAGAGAUUCGGCUACUGGAACGAAACCUUGUGGACAGAUCUGAAACUCUUCAACUCCACCAGCAACAACUCGAGGAAAUCUCAGUAUGGCAAGAAGCUGCCAUGGAAAGUUCUGAAGUUCUGAAAGUUCGUGAACAGGAGCAAGCGAACGAGGUUAACAAUCUCCGAGUUGCCGUGGCGGAGAAGUCUAAGGCUCUAGAAGAGCUCGAGCAAGCUAAAACGGAAGCUCUCGCCGCACAAAAAUUGGAACUCGAGGCAUAUUUCCGAAAUAUCAAGAUAGAAGAUGAUCGAGCGGCCAAUGAACGGCUAGAGGAACGGGAGAAGGCACUAAUUGCUCAAUUUAACGAGAAACACCGCAUAGAGCUGGAAACCCUUCAAGCAUCGUUUGCAGCAGAGCUCCAACACGUCCAAAAAGCACACGCGGCCGCUGUUCACGAAUUCGUUACCAGGCUAGAUUCUGUUGCCGAGAAAGGAAGAGACGACAACCAAUUCAUCGCAUUACUGGAUGGGAAACUCAGUCGAAACCGAAGUAAAGGAACGACAGCAACAACAACAACGACAGGAAAGGAGAAAAGUGUGAGCCACAUUCGCGCACUAUGUAGGGAGAUUUUCCAUGUGGGCAAGUCCAGAGCCAGGAACAGUUCUAGCGAACGUAGCAGAACGCCAGAUUCUCGCCCGGAUUCUGGCGUUGAUUGUUAGCGUAACUCCAAGUACAAAUAUCUCGGAUCAGACAUGAUUUCUUCCUCUUUUUUCGGCUUGAUGGCGUUUUACCAGGUGUGCGGGAUUGCUUCAUAUUUAGGCGAACGGGAUACGGCGUGUGGACGGUAGAACAUGGGAUUUCUACUUCUUACUUUGGUUUGAAUAUAUCCCGAUUCUCUCUCAGUUGGAAUUUUCGUUGCGUGUCGUCGGUCCACAGCUAGCAAAUUUAUGACUUGAUUGUUCUCUAUAUCUUCUCAUGGACAUUCUUAACAGGCGCAGCCGUUUCUGGAGAUGAGCGAGGCAUGUCAUAUAUUGGUUUAAAUGAAAUGAAUCGAUCUCCACUCGUAUGUACUGGUAUGCGAACGUGGUAGCUGAUAACACACCAACAGCAUCUUUGCUUCAUCGCUUCCACAGCGCAAUUUCAACGCUUUGGGUUACUAAAAUUCCUAUUCUCCACUCAAGUUGUGAGUCCCUAAUCGCACUAUCAUUGUUCGAACAGUAUAUCCUUUACAACUCUCAACGUUUAUUAGAGGAGCACGGAUUGAAAAUUGAAAAAAGCCUCUUGACCAUAGUGGCCAGGCCCAACAACGGCCCCUUGCCUGGAGGUCCUUGUAACUACCAGAUAGCAGCUUACGAAUCCCACUACUCUACUCUGUAGAUGCCCAUUCCUUGAACUCUGGCGAGUUCGGAUCAGCACCAUAAAGGACUCUAUACAUGCCAAACGCUUCCAUCUUCAAGGGAGGUGUUGAUGUGGUGGACUUUCAUAUUUCAUAGCUUCCCUAUGGAAGCGGAAACACUCCGAUCUCAA
Blastomyces gilchristii SLH14081 is the source of this 3530-nucleotide messenger RNA. RefSeq lists its product as uncharacterized. The record is from RefSeq and is a predicted model, not a curated record. The transcript is spliced from 2 exons. NCBI's taxonomy places the organism in Eukaryota, Fungi, Ascomycota, Eurotiomycetes, Onygenales, Ajellomycetaceae. Bases 743 to 2722 code for a protein of 659 amino acids.